Molecule: messenger RNA, 3374 nt
Organism: Dunckerocampus dactyliophorus (ringed pipefish)
Lineage: Eukaryota; Metazoa; Chordata; Actinopteri; Syngnathiformes; Syngnathidae
Gene: mto1
Product: mitochondrial tRNA translation optimization 1
Exons: 12
Coding region: 77-2134 (685 amino acids)
Biological process (GO): tRNA wobble uridine modification; tRNA methylation
Cellular component (GO): cytosol
Molecular function (GO): flavin adenine dinucleotide binding
Source: RefSeq, a predicted model, not a curated record
CCAGGUAUUACGGUUUCCAGCAACAUGGCCGCCUCCAUGAAGUGUUCCGUCUGAAGCUAAUAGGUCAGAGUUAUCCAUGUUGACAAAGAAGGUUCCUCCUUUGGAGAGUUUCCUGGCACUGGUCUCCAGGCAUACCAGUCACCUUGCCAGACAGCGCUAUGAUGUCAUUGUGGUGGGUGGGGGUCACGCAGGGACCGAGGCAGCAGCGGCGGCCUCAAGGGUGGGAGCUAAGACGCUGCUGGUUACACAGAAAAUUAACACCAUUGGUGCCUUGUCAUGCAACCCAUCCUUGGGAGGAGUAGGCAAGGGUCACCUGGUGAAGGAGGUGGACGCUUUAGAUGGGGUUUGUGGUCGAGCAGGAGACUGGGCUGGUAUCCAUUUCUCCAUCUUGAAUCGGAGAAAAGGCCCCGCAGUGUGGGGGCCACGGGCUCAACUAGACCGCCAACGCUACCGCCAAUUCAUUCAGUCCGAGUUGCUGUCCACUCCUAGACUGAAGAUUCUGGAGGGAUCUGUGGAGGAGCUUCUUGUAACAGAACCAAACCCAGAAGAGCCCGGACACCACAGAAUCACAGGAAUACGUUUAGGUGGGCAUCAAACAACAAAUGAAGUUGUUACAAUGAUCAUCCUUUUUUCUUUCAUUAUGUCAGCAGGUGGAAGCCUCCCAAUCUCUGCCGGCUGUGUGGUUCUUACCACUGGUACUUUCCUGUCUGGCUCCCUCUUCAUGGGUCAGACAACAUCCCCUGGAGGGCGGAUGGGAGAUGCCCCAUCCAGCACCGGGAUGUCCCACACACUGCGGGAACGGCUGGGGCUGAAGAUGGGUCGACUCAGGACGGGAACCCCUCCCAGAAUUGUGAAGGAUUCUGUUGACUUCCAUGAGGCUACGCUGCACCCCCCUGACAGUCAACCUAGUCCCUUUAGCUUCCUGAAUAGACACACUCACUGCAAGCCAGAGGAGCAGCUACCAUGCUACUUGACCUUCACCAAUCCUGGUGUUGACAACGUGGUGAGGCAGAGUCUUCAUCUCAACUGUCACAUACAGCAGGACACCAAAGGCCCGAGGUACUGUCCCUCAAUUGAGGCCCGAGUACUCAGAUUUCCAGGCCGCAAACAUCAGGUGUGGCUGGAGCCUGAAGGCAUGACCUCUGACCUCAUAUACCCUCAGGGUCUGUCUAUGACUAUGCCCCCUGACUUGCAGCUCCGCCUCCUCAGAGAGAUACCGGCUUUGCGCAGAGCUGAAAUCCAGACACCUGGUUAUGGCGUGCAGUAUGACUUUGUGUGCCCCACUCAGCUGAACUCUGCGCUGCAGGUGAAAAGCACCCAAGGUCUGUUUCUAGCCGGGCAGAUUAAUGGGACCACAGGGUAUGAGGAGGCUGCAGCACAGGGCUUGUGGGCGGGGGUCAACGCUGCCCGUGCAGCUCUCUCCAUGCCGACAAUGGUGCUGUCUAGGACUGAGAGCUACAUCGGAGUUCUCAUCGAUGACCUGGUGACGCGAGGUGUCACAGAACCUUACCGGAUGUUCACCAGUCGGGCUGAGUUUCGCGCUUCUCUGAGGCCAGACAAUGCAGACCUCCGUCUUACACUGAAAGGGUUUGAGGAAGUGGGAUGCGUGUCCUCCAUGCGUUACAAGGAGGCUGUUCGAGUGAGGGACAGUCUCAAUGAAGCACUAGCAGCUCUUCAGGAUGUCACUCUGUCCACCACAAACUGGAGACACAAGCUGCCUCAUGUGCACGUCAGCGAGGCAAAGACUGGCAUUCAGACUGGCUUGGAGCUGUUACAGUACAACGACGUGUCCUUUGAAAUGUUGGCAACCGCCUUCCCAGAAUGCCUUUCAGCGUACAGGGAAUUUGCACAAAGGCUGAAGAUAGAAGCUGUGUACAGGCCUCACUGUGUCCUCCAGCAAAAAGAAAUAGAGAGAAUCCAAAAGGAAGAGAGCAUGUCUCUCCCACAGGACUUGGACUACUUCUCUCUGCCAGUGUCUCUCUCUCAGGAAGUCAGAGAAAUUUUGGACAGAGUUCGGCCCAGCACAUUGGGUGCUGCUACACGUUUGCAAGGAAUAACUCCGGCUGCAAUUGUCCACCUUCUCAACUAUGUUCUACACUCUGAGAGGAAGCAGAAGAGGAUGCAGAGGAGCUAAACCGACCAAAUGGAGUGGAGAAAAGUAGAUUUGUAUGAAAAAAUAUAUGUUAGUAUAAUACAGUCACCUGAGAUAAUUUAAUAAAAAUGUACACAAAUAGAUUAGCAUAUUUCAAUACCAGACAAAAAAAUUUCAUUUGUUUUUUUCUCUAGACGUUUCCUCUUCAAGUGCACAUUUACAAAAUUACAUUUGUUUAUUUUGGGUCUGCAGAAUGUGAAAUAACGGACUUGACUAAUAAAUGAUUUCUUUCAAUAACCUCUCCAUCUAUGAUCCACCUACCUGGUGAAGAAUUCUAACCAGACCGUGAGCACCAUUAAACUCUUUAAGGGUCCUUCUCAGCACUAAGAAUGUCCGUCCAGGUGAAGAACCCAAGGCAGAGCAUAUCUGUCAAGUUGACCCAAAGCCCUGGAAGGGUUUGGGGUAAACUGUCAUGUCAGCAAACACGACCUCAGUGGUUAGACGUAUAGGUGACGUCAGAGGACACUGAAAGAGACAAGAGGAGGUCAUUUAGACAUUUUAAGAUAAAGAAAUAUGAAACUUGUAUUCAACUUACCUUGAACUUGCGACACUGGAAGAGGUAUUUAGCUCCCAGAAUGUAACUUUGUGGAAGGUGCAGGAGGCCCAUGCGAGCCCACAACACUUGCACAGAGAGGACGUAUGGAAGAGUGCAGCCUGAUUCACAGGUUGCCUAUGAGGGGGGAAAGCUCUUAAUUUAGUACACUCCAAGAUUCUCAAAAUUCACACUAUGGAUAAAAGUAGGCCAUAACAAAUAAGAACAUUCUACAGAUUUUGGAAUGUGUAGGAUUUUUUUAUUCCAUUAUUUUUUUAUCGUUAUCUUUUGUAAUGUCUUAUUUUCUUUUUUUAUUGCUGCAUUCACUAUAUUAUGACAUUUAUAUAACACAUUUACUAAUGUUAUAUUUUAUUUAUUUCACUUUUCCUUUUCUUACCUUUGCCACUGCAUCAGCUACCUAUUGUAUUCUACACAUUUUCUAUUCUCUCCCUAUCACAAAAUGCUGACCUUUAAACGAACGAAUGUUUCAAUGACAAAAUGGAAACUUAAAUUAUUAAGUGUCAACAUGUUAAACACAUGGUAUGACUGCAUUAUCUGUAAUAAGUAUGGAGAAGGGGUAGGAUUAAAUUAGCAUUGCUUCUGCCUACUCCUUUGCAGAUAUGUUGAAUGGUAUAAAUGUAAUCAUGUUCCUUAAUGUAACCUGUUAAGCAUUUGCGAAACAAAUAAAUC